AUGGAAAGCUUCAAAUUCAUCACUCCUGCCCGGGUCCGAGUCUUUCUAACGCCAGUCGGGGAAAUCAGUCCCCAAAACUUCCACCAUUAUGCAGAAAUUGUCAAGUCUGUCACGGAUAUCAGGCUACUUGACGUCUCACCUAUUCCCGAAUGCCGUCAUUUUAACCCACAAGAGUUUUCGCAAGGCAGGAUUUUCUACAACCCCUCGGUGGAACCAGAUGCUGACGACACGACUUUUCUUGAAGAUUUUGAGCCUUUCAGAAAAACGUUUAUCGUCAUCGGACUAGGGAUUCACCCGGCCUCUCCUCAGCAUCUGACCCAUACUCUAGCAUCCUUGAAGGCCGACCAUCCGGCUGCUAUAUCUCAUAACAUCAUCUACCAACAAUCGCUGACUGAAAAAAGCGAACUGCCGGAAAUUUUUCAUAUUAGUAAAGAGGCUGAAAAGAUCAGAACAAGUAUAGAGACCGUUCUUUGCGGUAUCACGAGAAACUUCUUAGUAUCUUUGGAUGAAUAUGCAUAUUCUUACGAGAGUAUCACGCUUCGAUCGCCUAUCUCUCUCAUGGAUAGCAGUGUCUUGACACGCACAAUCAACCUGGCACAAAAAAGACUCAGCUCCGGUCUGUCAUUCAAACCGCUGUUUGCCAAUGGCCAGAAUGUAACCUCAUCAGUCAAGGACCUGAAGGUCAAAUCUCUGCAACGUCAGACCGGGCGUCAAGCAAAGAUCAUGGGAAACUUCUUUCUUCUAGCUGGCCGCACACAGGACGCACUUCAAUAUUUCACUGAUGCCGCAAUCAACUCAAAGAAAUCAGAUGACUAUCUAUGGCUUGCAAGUGCGUUAGAGGGAAUUGCAGUCUCCGCAACAAUUCUUCUGCACUUGGGACUUCCUUUCCAAAUCCAGAAUCCAAUGUUCGCGUCUGUUCUCCACCUACCUAAAUCAAGAAACUCGUCUAUAAUGAAGAGCAACGGCAAAGUCUCCAUGGAAGACAUUGUCUCCAGAAAACGUAUUCUGGUAACAACCCCAAGAAACUCGACAAGCAGCUCCUUGAGCUUAGGUACACAUCAACUCGGCACAAUUAUAGAUGUAUCCCAAGUUCAAAUUAUUGAGUUUCUAAUACUUCUUACACUGAGGACCUCUCAUUACUAUAAACUUAGUACCUAUGAAGUGGAUGACUGUGUUCCAGACAUCGUCUAUGUUGAAUCCCUUUUGAGAAAUACCAAACUCAUGGUCACCAUAUACUUAUCCAGAUCGCGCAAUACAGUUCCUAUACUUGAACAGUUGGUCGGUUUUGAAUCAUUAAAUGGUCAGAAAGUCAGCGCGGAGUUUAAUUUACUGCAAAAAAAUAUUGUUGCCGAAAUGGAUCGGAUAUUUGCCUUGCAAUUGAACAAACUAGACAUUACUAAGCAAUGCCGAAUAUAUUGCGCAUUGGCAUCAAUAUAUCGUGACUUGGGGCUCUACAGAAAGUAUGGAUUGGUUAUUCGCCUUUUAUUGGACGUAUUACUUCCACAAGCUUCAUUUAUAGAGCAAAAUCUAACAUCUGGUGAAUUGGGAUCUGCGAAAUACCUUAAAGAUAUCAUAGAAACUCUACUCUAUAUCUAUCAUAUUGAUGAGAAGAAAGACACAAGCUGUCUCAGCCCGAAACAUAAUUCCAACUGGAUUGUGCUACAGCUCCUGCUCAUUAAAGUGUGUCUUCGCAUUGCCGAGGCAUUUCAAGAUUAUGCAACUUUGAUGAAGUUGUGUGUGCUUACAUUGAACAAAUUCACUCAUUGUCUUCCUGUGGAAGAUCAGAUCAAGUUGCGAGAUAAACUUUCAUGGUUAAACCUUAUCUCAGCUAAAGAGGCUGUCGACCUCCAAGCUCCGCACCCUGACCCUUUUAUUAUUCGAGAUGCCAAAUUUAUCGUGCUGCUGCGAUCCACUUCUCUUGUACCUUUGGCAUCUAAGAAUACUUCGGACUUGAAAUCCAAUUCUGUCUUUUUUGAUCCAUAUAACAAAGGCAUCAAAAAGGGAACAGCAGACAGAAUAAUCUGUCAAAAUGAAGUACAUCAAUUGAAAGUGGUGUUACAAAACCCAUUCUACUACGGUCUUGAUAUUCGAGCAAUGCACGUGGUCGCACAACAUGGGUUUAAGCUUGAAACUGUUGCAUCUUUGUUCAAGGUUGCUUCCAUAUCACAACUUGGUCAAAUGCAGAUAAUACCCGCCCAUGGAGGGAAAGGCUCCUCAAGAAAAAAAGAUACUGUUUUUGAUAACAAUGGAAUUACCUCAGGAAAGGGAUUUUCAAUUCCUCCGAUUUCGACUGCGGAAGUGAUCAUCAGCUUUAGGGCUUUGGAGCCUGGCUCUUUCCAUAUAACAGAAUUUGAAGUGGAUUUUGGAAACAAAUACUCGCAAUCGUUCUCCAUAAUUGAUCAGGAGAAAUACUCUGGUUUGAAUAAAUUGACAUAUUAUCGAGUCAACAUACCAAAUCAAUCAAGCCAGACCCUAGAGAACAUGUUUCACAAUUUACUGGUGGGCAACUUCGGAAAUCGGGCUACCAAAAAAAUUGUUUCUUUAACUGCCAUCACUUCUCAACCCACAUUAAGUAUUGUCAAGAACCAAAAACCGAACGAUUGGGUAAUGCUCUUAGAGGGAGAAGUUCAGAGCUCAUCAUUGAAGUUAAAAAAUUGUUCGAAUGAUUUGGUUAAUUAUUUGUCAAUUUCACCUUGGGACUCAACAGUUGAUUCAAUAAGCUCAAAGUUAAGUCUCAGCCAUCAAAACAAUCUCAAUGCAGCAGAAGUGUACGAACUUGAAUGGCUUUUAUUGGAAAGAAAAGCUUUGUGUGUGACAAAUAAGUCAGAAAUUGCCUCAGAAUACAAAGUAAUACCACCUGGAGGUGAGGUGGAUAUUCACUAUGAUAUUAUCGGGAAAUGUGGAAUGUCUGAACUGAAGCUAAUUCUCGAAUAUGGAAAAAGGCUUUCUGACACACAUGGGGAUUGCUUCUUGAAGAAAUUGAUUGUUCCCUGUCUGAUUUCUAUCCAUCGGUCAUUGGAGAUAACUGCGAGUAAUAUCAUCCCAUUGUUUUCAUCCACUUGGAAUGUGCUUUCCGAGUCUAACACCUCAAUUAUCGGGUGCCCAGCACAAGAAUCUUUGACUGAUUUGAACGAAUUUAUUUUGAGUAUCAGCGCAUCCUCUACAGAAGAUGUCUCUGACUACUGUUUAUUGGUCUUAGAUGUUAGAAAUUUUUGGAAAGACUGCCUAGUUGCCAAAAUUGCGAGCAAAUUGGGAACCAGACAUUUCCAGAUCGAGAAGUGCAUUUUGCCCAACAAAUCGGCAAAGUUGUUCAUUCCAGUUAGAAGAAUCAGAGGUCACAGUUUUGACCCUUUCAAAGCUAUCCCAUCGAUGCGUAAGAAACAAUUCGUGAAAGACUAUACUUUGAGUCGCGAAGAAGAACGACAAGUGAGACGAAGCUUUUGGGUCAGGGAAGAAUUGCUCAAGCUUCUUAGUGCUAGGUGGAAUACAGCUCCCGAUUCUUCCCAUAAAGAAGGGGAGAUAGAUCUUCGUCGGAUUAGGUUGAGUGCUCCAAUGACAAAUUCGCUACUAUAUGACGAUCUACUGAUAUUUCAUGAAGUUUUCUCCGAAGAUAAACCUGACAAAGCUUUCGGGACUGAAAACUCCAGACUUCAUUUGGAGAGAGAAAGGUUCUACAUUUUGCGUACUCGUGUGAUCAAUCAUACCACGCGCUCUAUCUCUGGAAUGCUCAGACAUAUCCCCUUUCCGUUGAAUGCACCCACGAAGCAUGAUUUAUUAAUCGACCAAAAGAUCCUUUACAACGGAUUUCUACAGUCUCACGUAAGCAAAAAUGCAAUCGGUCCUGGAGAAACUUACGAAAGAGAGAUUGGUUUUAUGAUCAUGGAAAAGGGACAGUAUGAGUGGGGUUGCGUGUUUGAUGUCUCAGGCGAACAACCAAAGAGAAUCAUUGGUAGAGAACCAGUUUACAUCAUUGCAUCAUAA
Messenger RNA from Metschnikowia bicuspidata var. bicuspidata NRRL YB-4993, 3981 nucleotides. RefSeq lists its product as uncharacterized. The record is from RefSeq and is a predicted model, not a curated record. The coding region runs from base 1 to 3981 and encodes 1326 amino acids. NCBI's taxonomy places the organism in Eukaryota, Fungi, Ascomycota, Pichiomycetes, Serinales, Metschnikowiaceae. Gene Ontology annotation, cellular component: trans-Golgi network. The transcript has a single exon.